Telopea speciosissima is the source of this 2644-nucleotide messenger RNA. Its product is annotated as LEAF RUST 10 DISEASE-RESISTANCE LOCUS RECEPTOR-LIKE PROTEIN KINASE-like 1.2. Gene Ontology annotation, molecular function: polysaccharide binding; protein kinase activity; ATP binding. The transcript is spliced from 3 exons. The record is from RefSeq and is a predicted model, not a curated record. Lineage: Eukaryota; Viridiplantae; Streptophyta; Magnoliopsida; Proteales; Proteaceae. Bases 358 to 2379 code for a protein of 673 amino acids. Gene Ontology annotation, biological process: protein phosphorylation.
CAUAUAUAUGCUUGAAACUGAGCUGUUGCUUCCAGAUGCACCAUUAUAAAUAUAUAUAUAGAUAGAUGCUUUUGUCUUUUGUUAGUUGGGAGGGAACUUUUCCCAAUUUCUCUACUCUAGAUCUCCAAUCAAUGGAGACAUACCUGAAAUUAGUUCAAACCAGAGGAACAAAGGGAAGCUAAAAAUUAAAAUAAGAUGGUGUCACGAAGUCAAACUCGCACCAACCCACAAAGGAGCAAUCGCCAAUUCACCAUUCAACAAUGAUUCCUCUCCUCGUUUUCCUUACAUCUCCCCCCCAUCUAAUUUCCUCUCUUCUUACGCUCUCCUCCCCUGUUUUCUUUGAUCCCUUCUUCCCAAAUGAGUUACUCUUUCAGUGACAGGAAUUUCUUCCCUGAAUUGAUGAAUACCACCCUCUUCCUCCUUCUUCUCCUUCUCUUCAGUGCCGUAAUUCAAGAAGCCAAAUCAGUAGACCCAAAAUUCGAAGCUUGCGAGCCUCAGAGCUGUGGCCAUGGUCCAAACAUAAGUUUUCCUUUCUGGAUUCCUCUUGUGCAUAAAAACUACUGCGGCAACCCAGGUUACGAGAUAACCUGCUUGGACAAUGAACCAACCCUCCUGAUUACCGACGAAAACUACCUCAUCAGAGACAUCUUCUAUGCUAACCACUCGCUUCUGAUGGUGAACAGCGAAGCAGAGUCCAACAGUUGCCCUGUUCCUCUGCAUAAUUUUACCCUCAACAAUACUCCUUUCGAGUUCGGUCACACACCCUCUAAUCUCUUAUUCUUCUAUAACUGCACAAAACCCAUCUCCUCAGAGUAUCAAUUCCCUGUUAAUUGUUCGACCAAUGUUACUGGGAAUCAUUCGUUCGCCUUGUUUGAAAACGAUUUGGGAUGGCCGUACCUGAAUUAUACUUUUCACACCUGCAAGUCUACAGUGAGUGCACCCGUAGACAUGACUGGUAUGAGUUCAAAGGAUUUGGUAGGGACGAGCUACUCGGAUUUGUUAAGUAGAGGGUUUAUGUUGGAAUGGACUGAGAGUAGUAAUUGCAGUAAAUGCGACGCAAGCGGUGGUCGCUGUGGAUAUUACAAGAAACAGUUCUUGUGCCUUUGCCCCAAUGGAUCCAAUGGCCAAAGCUGCACAGGUAAGUCCUCAUCCACCAUUCCCAUCUUUGGCUGUCUUGCUGGGGUAAUCCUUUUAUCAUGCCUGUUCUUCGUCAUCUACCGACGACGCCAUCCCAAGGAAGGCCUCUUCACUCCAUUCAAAAGCAAAAGCACCUCUGUUUCUACAACUUCUCUCUCUAGAAAAUUCACUUCCAAAUCCUCCUUGAAGGACAUUGAAAAGGGCAGCACCUACUUCGGAGUUCAUGUCUUCAAUUAUGCUGAACUUGAAGAAGCAACUAACAACUUCAAUUCUAGUAAAGAACUUGGAGAUGGUGGCUUUGGCACUGUAUACUAUGGCAAACUCAAGGAUGGUCGUGAGGUUGCAGUUAAGCGCCUUUAUGAAAACAACUACAGACGAGUUGAACAAUUCAUGAAUGAAGUUGAGAUCCUUACUCGUUUACGCCAUCAAAACCUUGUCAAGCUCUAUGGUUGCACCUCACGACAUAGCCGUGAACUCCUCCUUGUUUAUGAGUUCAUUCCUAAUGGUACUGUGGCUGAUCAUCUUCAUGGUAAUAGAUCAGAAGCUGGGUCAGUCACUUGGCCUACCCGGAUGAGCAUUGCCAUAGAGACAGCAAGUGCACUGGCUUUCCUCCAUGCUUCUGAUGUUAUACACCGUGAUGUGAAAACUACCAACAUUCUCCUUGACAGCAAUUUUGGUGUUAAAGUUGCAGAUUUCGGGCUCUCCCGUCUCUUCCCCACAGAUGUUACCCAUGUCUCCACUGCACCACAGGGGACUCCAGGGUAUGUAGACCCUGAGUAUCAUCAAUGCUACCAGCUUACAGACAAGAGUGAUGUAUAUAGCUUUGGUGUGGUCUUGAUUGAGCUCAUAUCAUCAAAGCCUGCUGUAGAUAUCAAUAGGCAUCAUAAUGAGAUUAAUUUGGCUAACAUGGCUAUCAACAAGAUCCAAAAUCAAGCAUUGCAUGAGUUGGUUGAUCCAUCUCUUGGGUUUGAAUCAGAUAAUGCAGUAAAGAUGAUGACAACAUCAGUGGCAGAGUUGGCAUUUCGUUGUCUGCAACUUGAGAAGGAAUUGAGGCCUUCCAUGGAUGAGGUGUUGGAGACUUUGAAGGGAAUUGAGAAGGAAGACUACAAAGUGGAGAAGGCAAAGUUAGUUAUUCAGACAGACAAAAUAGGGUUGUUGAAGACUAUUGAUCCACCAUUUUCGCCGGAUUCCGUUACCGAUAAGUGGGUCAGCCUGUCCACUACACCUAAUACCAGUGCCUAGGUUUGAUUCCCCUUCACAUUAUGCAUUCAAGAUUUCCAAGUACAUGGGAAGAGUAUGUUGUACUGUCAUAAUCAGAUUCAAAUUAGUUAGAUUGUAAUUUAGCUUCUUUUCGUCAUCGAUCUGCCUGUAUUUUUAUUACAAUAGUAACAUCACUGGUAGCAGUAUUAUGGCUUGGGGGCAUUGUACAUAGUACUUAAAAGGAGUAUAUGUGCCAUUCCUGAUUACUUUGAUGUGCAGAAAAUUUUGUUGAAGUGUUUUCUGAUCA